UCCGGCCGGCCUUGAAAUACCAUCAGCGGUCCCAGAGCUGCGCAGUGCCCCGGUUCCCCGCACCAUGGGUGGCAGGAGAGUCUGCAUCGUGGGCUCCGGCAACUGGGGUUCGGCCAUCGCCAAAAUCGCCGGGGGUAACGCGGGGCGGCUGAGCGGGUUCGAGAAGGAGGUGAGGAUGUGGGUGCUGCAGGAGGAGGUGGGAGGCCGGCAGCUCACGGACAUCAUCAACACGGAACACGAAAAUGUCAAAUACCUGCCCGGCCGCAAGCUGCCACCCAACGUGGUGGCAGAGCCAGACCUGCUGAAAGCCUGUGCUGGGGCUGACAUCCUCCUCUUCGUGGUCCCCCACCAGUUCAUUGGCAAAGUCUGUGACCAGCUCAAGGGCCACGUGAAGAAAGAUGCAGUUGGGAUGUCCCUGAUCAAGGGGGUGGAUGAAGGACCAGAUGGGCUGAGGCUGAUCUCAGACAUUAUCCGUGAGAAACUGGGAAUAGAGAUGAGCGUCCUCAUGGGGGCCAAUAUUGCUAAUGAAGUGGCAGACGAGAAGUUCUGUGAAACAACCAUCGGCUGCAGGAACCCACAGCACGGGCAGGUGCUGAAGGAGCUGAUGCAGACACCAAACUUCAGGGUGACAGUGGUGCAGGAAGCUGACACUGUGGAGAUCUGUGGGGCUCUCAAGAACGUCGUGGCUGUUGGGGCUGGAUUCUGCGAUGGGCUGGGCUACGGAGACAACACCAAGGCCGCCGUGAUUCGCCUGGGGCUGAUGGAGAUGAUUGGCUUCGCCAAACUCUUCUGCAAGGGCCCCGUCACCCCCUCCACCUUCCUGCAGAGCUGCGGGGUCGCCGACCUCAUCACCACUUGCUAUGGUGGCCGCAACCGCAAGGUGGCCGAGGCGUUUGCCAAAACCGGGAAGUCAAUUGAUCAGCUGGAGAAGGAGAUGUUGAACGGGCAGAAGCUGCAGGGUCCCCAGACUUCUGCCGAGGUGCAUCGAAUCCUGAAAAGCAAGAACAUGGUGGAGAAGUUCCCCCUCUUCACAGCUGUGUACAGGAUCUGCUACGAGGGCAAACCUGUCACUGAUGUCAUCAGGUGUCUGCAGAACCACCCUGAGCACAUGUGAGUGGGCUCUGUCUCCAGAACCCCUGGUCCUGCCCAGAUGAGCAGAGAGCUCCUGCCCACACCCACCUCCUCUGCUGCCACCGCUCGGUCUGGAUCUCCUGGGAGCCUUUGGCAGAGUGCUGGAAGGGCAGGGGGCUUCCCUGUACCCAGCCCUGGGCACUCAGCCUGGCACAGAGGAAGCUCUGCUCUCCCUCUCUGAUGCUGCUGGGUGGGCUUUGCCCUGCGUGGGGCUGAGCACUUCCCUCCUUUUCACUUUCUCUUGCUGUGAUGGAUUCAGUUCCCUGAGGGAUUCUGCCAGGUCAUCUGGAUCCAGCCUGGGAGGACAAAGCUUUUGCUGUUGGCCCCCAGGGGCUGCUUUGCAUCCUGCCAGCCCUUCCCCUCCUUGCUGCUCUUGCUUUUUGCCUUCCCUUGGCUCAUGGAAAGGGCAGAGUGCACUGCCAGGCUCCACCAGGGUGACUGAAGCUCCUCAGGACUGAGAAAUCACUCUUCUUUCCAAGAAACACCAGCACACAAACCAGCAAUCUGGGCCACCUUGCCACCUGCUGCUUCCCCAGCUGCUCCUGCCAGUGCCUCGGGGCUGAGGGCAGCCCUGGGCUGAGAGGCUUUGCAGCUGGUUUGAUGCAGGUUUUUGGUUUUGCUCUCACAAUCAGACCUGGUCCCUGCACCCAGGGAACAUCCUUGUUGUCACAGAGCUGCCUGUGCUAAUUCCAUGCCCUCUGGCUGUUCCCAGAAAGCUUUUCUCCCUUGUACUGGUCUGUCCUGGCUUUGGCAAUGCAGGGACCAACUGCCCCCAAGUCUUGCUGAGCAGCUGGCAGGCUCUGUAACCCUUGGCAGGGGACCUGACAGAGCAGUUGGGUCGUGUUGCUUUCAGAUGAAUGAUCCACAGCAGCCCUUUUUUUGCCUUCUCUCUGGCUUGCUCCAGUCUGUGCCUUAGCCUGCUCUUUGCUUCUACAAGUGGCUUUUGUGGGAGCAGAGCAAGCAGGUUUUCCACCCUUCCUUUCCCUACUGCCUUUCCUGGGAGGGUGCUGGAAACUGCCCCCCCCCCCCCUUCCUCCAGCAGAAGGGGCAGCAAUGGACACGUGGAUCCAAACAGCCCUCCCAACAAUCACAGGAGAGGACAGAGGUCUCCUGCCUUGUGUUGUGCCUUUGGAACUUGCCCCUUGUCCAGCUGGGUGCCACGUGCCUCUCUGGUCCUCUGAAUCCUCCCUCAUUCCUCUGGUGUUUGCUCAGGCCAGUGUGGCCAGAGGUUCACUCACCCCUGUCUGGGCUGGCAGGUGGGGGGGCUGCUGCACUGCCCACCCCCCAUUCCCCCUCUCUUCUGGGUCCCAGCACUGCUGGGUCUCUUUCAAAUCAGAAUAAAAAAAGCUGGAGAGGAGAAGGGAGAUGUGCUGCUGGCUCUGGGGCUUUGGGUUGGUGCCUGCUGGAGUUGCUAAGAGUGCAGAGCAGGGCACUGUCCCUUCCCUCCUGGCUCUGCACCCUCCUGUGCUGUCCCAGAAACACCAAGAAUGCCCCUGCAGGUCACUGUUCUGCCACCCUGUACCCUGGUGUCCCACUUGCUUUUUCCUCAGCACUGGUUCUGCUGUUAUAUUGUGGCUCUGGGGAUUGCAGAGCUGGGCUCAGACCCUCAACUUUGCUACCUGGGGCCUGCAGGAGCCAAGCCAGGACCCCACUGUGCCCCCUGUACCCCAAGCCUCCCCUUCUCUGAUGUCUUGGUUUCUUGGAACAUGCUGUGUUGUUUUAUUCACUUUUUUUUUUCCCCAGAAUUGUCUUGUUUCUCUUUGAAAUUCAUCUCAUACUGAGUGACCUUUCCAGGACUCUUAGACCUCUGCUCAGCCUCUUGCUAAGGGAAUUUAAUCUGCUGGCAGUGCAGUUGUUUCUGUGCCUUUUAUUAGACACACUUUCUCAGUAGGCACCCCGACGACCUUUAAAUUCAACUGAGCUAUGGCAGGGAAAGCAGCCAGCAGCAGCUUCCUCUGAGGAGCAGCCUUAUUGAGGUUGGAGGGAAGAUAAAGGAAGUGCAGUGUGUUCCUGCAGGGCUUGGCACAACUUCUGGUUCCCUUUGCCUUGAAGUGCUGCAGGAAUCCCAGAGUGAGUGCUGGGACAUGAGGGGUUCACCCAGGACAGAGUCUCUCCCUCCACACAGGGCACUUUCUCACCAUGGCUUUCUAAGCUCUUGACAGGAACUUCCUGGAGCUGCAGCAGGAUCUGCAGUUGUCUUUUGGAUUUGUAUUUCCCUGGUAGAUCCUCCGCUGUGGAAUUGUUUCCUCCAUCCCAAACCCUGUGGUUUCUUGGUGCUGUCCCUGCAGCCCCCUCCCAGCCUUCACUGAGGGUCCCAGCUCUCACCUGGGGCAGCGUAGAAGGCUCUUACCUUUUAGCCACCCCAUGCUUUGCACUGCUGCUGGAGUUCACAAGCUAUAAAAAGUCUUCCCUUUGCCA
Calypte anna (Anna's hummingbird) is the source of this 3549-nucleotide messenger RNA. RefSeq names its product glycerol-3-phosphate dehydrogenase 1 (gene GPD1). The record is from RefSeq and is a predicted model, not a curated record. Lineage: Eukaryota; Metazoa; Chordata; Aves; Apodiformes; Trochilidae. Gene Ontology annotation, biological process: carbohydrate metabolic process; glycerol-3-phosphate catabolic process. The coding region runs from base 65 to 1114 and encodes 349 amino acids. The transcript is spliced from 8 exons. Gene Ontology annotation, molecular function: NAD binding; glycerol-3-phosphate dehydrogenase [NAD(P)+] activity; protein homodimerization activity. Gene Ontology annotation, cellular component: glycerol-3-phosphate dehydrogenase (FAD) complex; cytosol.